AGGCAGGAAACUUCUCUUAAACUGCAGAAAAUCAAUUCAAAAUUGUCUUCUAAAAUCAACAUGGGUCUAUAUAUAUAUAUAACAUCAUUUGGUCACACUUCUAAGCAUAGAAAAACAAAGCUAAACAAAGCUUAUCAUUUCUUCAUCAGUCACUGUUUUUCUUCUUUCUGUUAGCACGAAGUCUUAAUCCAUCAAUUGCUCAAAUGGGUAGUUUGGGUCAUCAGCUGCACAUUUUUUUCUUUCCCUUCAUGGCUCAUGGCCAUAUGAUUCCAACAGUAGAUAUGGCCAAGCUAUUUGCUUCGCGAGGCCUAAAGACUACUAUUAUCACCACUCCUCUCAAUUCACUUCUCUUCUCCAAAACAAUCGAAAGAAACAAAAAUUUCGGUAUAAAUGUUGAUCUUCGUAUCCUGAAGUUCCCUUCAGUGGAGGCUGGACUACCAGAAGGAUGUGAAAACGUGGAUUCCAUCACUCCCCAUGAGAAUGGUGGAAUUCACUUGAUCAAAAAUUUUUUGCAGGCCACAUCCAUGCUCCAAGAACCUCUUGAAAAGCUCCUCCAAGAAUGCCACCCCGAUUGCCUUGUUGCUGAUAUGUUCUUUCCGUGGGCUACUGAUGCAGCUGCCAAAUUUGGAAUCCCAAGAUUAGUGUUUCAUGGAACUAGUUUCUUUUCCUUAUGCACCCGAGAUUGUAUCAACCAAUACCAGCCACACAAGAAAGUCUCCUCAGAUUCAGAACCCUUUCUUGUGCCUUAUCUUCCUGGCGAGAUAAAGUUGACAAGAAAGCAACUCCCGGAAACUGAGAGACAAGAGGAUGAAACUGACCUUACCAAGUUGGUGAAAGCAUCCAUAGAAUCAGAAUCAAAGAGUUUUGGGGUUCUUGUCAACAGUUUCUAUGAGCUAGAACCUGCUUAUGCUGAUUAUUACAGGAAGGUCUUGGGCAGAAGGGCAUGGCAUAUUGGCCCAGUUUCGCUAUGCAACAGGGGAAUUGAAGAUAAAGCACAAAGAGGAAAAGAAUCGUCGAUUGGUGAGCAUGAGUGUUCGAAAUGGCUUGAUUCCAAGAAACCCAAUUCUGUUAUUUACAUAUGUUUUGGAAGUGUGGCCAACUUCACUGCCUCUCAGCUUAUGGAGAUUGCAAUAGCUCUUGAAGCUUCCAGGCAGCAAUUCAUUUGGGUAGUGAGGAGAGAGAAGAACAAUCAAGAAGAUGAAGAACAGUGGUUACCUGAAGGAUUUGAGGAAAGAAUGGAAGGGAAGGGUCUCAUUAUAAGAGGAUGGGCACCACAAGUGUUGAUUCUUGAUCAUGAGGCCAUUGGAGGAUUUGUGACACAUUGCGGAUGGAAUUCUACACUUGAAGGUAUAACUGCAGGAAAGCCAAUGGUGACAUGGCCUGUAUCUGCUGAGCAAUUUUACAAUGAGAAGUUGGUGAUAGAGGUUUUGAAGAUUGGGAUUGGUGUUGGCGCUAAGGAAUGGGUUAAAUGGCAUGGAGAUCAUGUUGAAAGCAAAGCUAUAGAGAAAGCAAUCACUCGAAUUAUGGUGGGUCAAGAAGCAGAGGAAAUGAGAAGCAGAUCAAAGAAGUUAGGAGCGAUGGCAAGACAAGCUGUUGAAGAAGGUGGAUCCUCUUACUCUGAUUUCAACGCUUUGGUUGAAGAGCUGAGCGGGCGUCGUACGUGAAAAAACAUGGGGACAAUUUGUAAGUUCUUAGGCAGACUGAGUUUGUAAGUCUGCUAUAGAUUAGCGUAAUAAAAAUUUGUCAUGACAUGCAAACUCUGAUGUAUUAUGCACCAUUUCAUAUUACGAAGGAAAAUUUCAAGUGUUCUCAA
This is a messenger RNA of Hevea brasiliensis (rubber tree), 1813 nucleotides long. RefSeq names its product scopoletin glucosyltransferase. The record is from RefSeq and is a predicted model, not a curated record. NCBI's taxonomy places the organism in Eukaryota, Viridiplantae, Streptophyta, Magnoliopsida, Malpighiales, Euphorbiaceae. Gene Ontology annotation, molecular function: UDP-glycosyltransferase activity. Bases 204 to 1664 code for a protein of 486 amino acids. The transcript has a single exon.